Penaeus monodon (black tiger shrimp) is the source of this 473-nucleotide messenger RNA. RefSeq lists its product as uncharacterized. The record is from RefSeq and is a predicted model, not a curated record. The transcript is spliced from 3 exons. Lineage: Eukaryota; Metazoa; Arthropoda; Malacostraca; Decapoda; Penaeidae. The coding region runs from base 22 to 468 and encodes 148 amino acids.
ACGCGCGCGCGCAUUACCCGAAUGUUCUUUCAGAUGUCCAGUGCGAGCACCAGCAAGGAGACCUGCGACCCAGUAACAUGCUUCAUGGCCAAUAGUUUGCGCGGCCUUCACUGGCAGUUUGAGCCGGAGUUCAAAGUCCUGUACUUCAGCGUGCGGCCGCGGGGCGGGGCCCGCGAGCACGUCUUUCGGUCUAUCAACCUGUGCAAACUCUCUUCGCCACAUAGGUUCUGGCAUUCCAUGGAAACUCUCCGCCAAAGGCACCCUGACGCAAGAAUAAUUCUGUCAGUGCACCAGGGGAAGGAGUAUUUUUCGUACUACACCGUGUGCCCCUGGCGGAAGGACCUGUACGGGCACAUGGCCGACCUCCCUGUCAGCGAGACGCUGGAUGUGCCUCAGCUGCUGGACCGCUACAGCGCUCUCUUCAGUAAUACCACGCAAAGAAAGGCUCGGAAGAAAAAGAGAGAAUGACAGUA